AUAUGACGGCAGUUAACAGCGAACGCUCACAACGCUUCCAUGUCAGUUACACGGAGUGGCGCCAAACGAAACGUCAAAUCGAUUAAAGUUUGAAAUUGGAACUUGAAAAAAACAUUUCGUAACUAACGUUCGGAAAUUCGAUUUUAUGUGAUAAAGUGAUAGUUAAAAACGGUAACAAGUUAACAAGUUUAGUGCUAGUUUUUGUGGGAUGCAUUGUCGGCAUGUGCAUUGCCGAAUGUGGUGAUAUUUUAAAAAAGUUUUCGCCACAAGGCUCCAACGGCCAGUAUCAGUGCAAGGCGUGAUGGAGCACGCGUUGCAGCAUCGCGAGAGGGUGGGGGUACAGGACUUCGUGCUGCUAGAGGACUACCGGUCGGAAGCCGCGUUCAUAGACAACUUGAGGAAGCGGUUCAAUGAGAAUAUUAUCUAUACUUACAUCGGCAACGUGCUUAUAUCAGUGAACCCGUACAAGCCUCUCCCGAUCUACACAGAAGAGAAGACGAAGCUAUACUACAAGAAAGCGUUUUUCGAAGCGCCGCCACACGUAUUCGCCAUCGCUGACAACGCGUACCGAUCUCUCGUUUACGAGCAUCGUGAACAAUGUAUUUUGAUCUCAGGAGAAUCUGGGUCCGGCAAAACGGAAGCGUCAAAGAAAGUUCUAGAAUAUAUAGCGGCAAGGACCAAUCACUUGCAAAGCGUGGAAACAGUCAAGGACAAACUGCUGCAAAGCAAUCCUCUCCUAGAAGCUUUUGGCAAUGCCAAGACACAUAGAAAUGACAAUUCAAGUCGUUUCGGAAAGUAUAUGGACAUUCAGUUCAAUUAUGAAGGUGCUCCAGAAGGAGGUCAUAUAUUGAACUAUCUCCUGGAGAAGUCCAGGGUCGUGAGCCAGAUGUCUGGAGAGAGAAACUUCCAUAUUUUCUAUCAGUUGCUCGCUGGUGCUGGUCCGGAGUUGUUGCAGCAAUUGAGGCUUCAAGGAAGACCUGAGAUGUACAAAUAUACUACGGAUAUCGUACCAGGUAGUCAAAAACUAAAUGAUGCAGAACAGUUCAGAACAGUACUAGAAGCAAUGAAGGUCAUUGAAAUAUCUGAAGACGAGCAGAAGGAAAUCUUCGAGAUUGUGGCCAGCGUGUUGCAUCUCGGCAAUGUGAAGUUCGUGCAGAAUGAGAAGGGAUAUGCUGAAAUUCUGAACCAUGACGCCAAUAGCGGGAAUGUUGCUAGUCUCCUCAAAGUAGACCAAGCGAAGCUUCGCGAAGCUCUCACGAGUAGAACAAUAGACGCUCGUGGUGAUGUGGUCAAUACUCCUUUAGACCUGGAACAGGCGCAAUAUGCGAGAGAUGCUCUAGCCAAGGCCAUAUAUGAGAAGCAUUUUAGCUGGCUGGUCUCCAGACUGAAUUCUUCCUUGGCCCCUAAAGAUAAGGAACCUAAUUCCUCCGUUAUGGGUAUACUGGAUAUCUAUGGAUUCGAAAUAUUCCCGAAGAAUAGUUUCGAACAGUUUUGCAUCAACUUCUGCAACGAGAAGUUGCAGCAGCUGUUCAUCCAGCUGACUCUGAAGCAGGAGCAAGAAGAGUAUCUCCGCGAGGGUAUCGAGUGGGAGCCUGUGGAGUACUUUAACAAUAUCGUUAUCUGUGAUCUUAUUGAAGCCAGGCAUCAGGGAAUAAUUUCAAUUUUGGAUGACGAGUGUCUACGUCCAGGAGAUGCGACUGAUCUCAGUUUCUUGGAGAAACUGAGCCAGAAACUAGAUGGCCAUGCGCAUUACAAGUCACACCGGAAGGUCGACGUUAAGACUCAGAAACUCAUGGGGAGAGAUGAAUUCUGUCUCGUCCACUACGCGGGUGAAGUUACAUACAACGUGAACACGUUCUUGGAGAAAAACAACGAUCUGCUGUUCCGAGACUUGCAGGGACUCAUGGCGACGUGCGGGAACGCCACUCUUGGCUCUUGCUUUAAGGCCCUAAACCUGUCCAGUAAGAAACGUCCCGAGACCGCGAUCACACAGUUCAAGAUCUCUCUCAACGAACUCAUCAAGAUCCUCAGCAGCAAGGAGCCCUCCUACAUCAGGUGUAUCAAGCCUAAUGACUUCAAAAUGCCCAUGCAAUUCGACGAUAAACUCGUGUCCCACCAAGUGAAGUACCUCGGCCUGAUGGAGAACCUGCGCGUGCGCCGCGCCGGCUUCGCGUACAGACGGACUUACGAAGCCUUCCUUGAACGAUACAAAUGUCUAAGCAAAGAAACUUGGCCGAACUACCGCGGUCCAGCGCGUGAUGGUGUGCAGAAGUUGGUAGAAGCACUUCAAUACCAAAGCGAAGAUUAUAGGAUGGGCAACACAAAAAUCUUCAUCCGUUUCCCGAAAACUCUAUUCGAAACGGAAGACGCUUUCCAAAUAAAGAAGAACGACAUCGCGACAAUCAUACAAAGCCGCUGGCGAGGAUACUGGCAGAGGAAGCAGUACCUCAAGAUGAGGGAAUCUGCCAUCAUCAUACAGAAGUGGGUCAGGCGGUAUCUGGCGCAGAGGCUCAGGGAGAGAAGAAGGAAAGCUGCUGACGUCAUCAGGGCUUUCAUUAAAGGCUUCAUCACCCGCAACGGGCCCGAGACGCCGGAGAACCGGCGCUUCCUCGGCAUCGCGAAGGUGCACUGGCUCAAGCGGCUCGCGCAGCAGCUGCCGCGCAGGCUGCUGGACGACGCGUGGCCCGCCUGCCCCGCCACGUGCGCCGACGCGUCGCGCCAGCUGCGCCGCCUGCACCGCGCGCACCUCGCGCGCCGCUACCGCCUCGCGCUCAGCGCGCCCGACAAGAGGCAGUUCGAGCUCAAAGUGCUCGCCGAGAAGAUGUUCAAGGGAAAUAAGAACAGUUAUCCGAGCAGUGUGGGGGAGCGCUUCGUGGAGGACCGGCUGUCACCGGAGCACCGCGUGCUGCGGGACACCUUCAUGGCGUCGCCCUCCUGGCCCACUGGCGAACAGCUCAUUUACUCCUGCGAAGCGGUCAAGUACGAUCGUCGCGGAUAUAAGCCUCGUGAACGGGCUUUGCUCGCGUCUGACAAAGCGUUGUACGUGCUAGAUGCGUCCGGUCGGAAGACAUACAAACUGAAACAUCGCUUACCGUUGGAUAAAUUGAGGGUAGUUGUCACCAACGAAACGGACGGACUCAUUUUGAUUAAGAUACCGCAAGAGCUAAAGAAGGAUAAGGGAGACCUAAUUAUUUCCGUGUCGCACGUGAUCGAAGCAUUGACGAUCGUCACAGACUAUACGAAGAAACCGGAAAUCAUUGAAAUCGUUGACACUAGGACCAUAGCCCAUAACCUGGUGAACGGCAAGCAAGGCGGCACCAUCGAGGUGACGCACGGCCCGCAGCCCGCCAUACAGCGCGCCAAGAGCGGGAACUUGCUUGUCGUGGCUGCCACUCCUUAAACCAGUAUUUAAAAAUCAGUGAGAUAAUAUGACCACAUCGAAACAUAUUUUAUUGCUAUUACCAUUUUUUAUUGUUAUUAACUGUAAUUUAUUCCUAGUCUUAAGAAGAAAUCUUAUCAAGCGGCAUUAUUUUACAUUGUAUUACAUACUUUUAGCAAAAUAAAAGAAAUACUUAAAUAAUAUAAUAAUAAAGAAAUCAUGACAAGAAAUACAAAUUUAACGACCUUCCAUUUGUAAUAAAAUAGUAUCAGAUAAGCUAAAGCUUUAUAUAUGACGUUAUUUAAUUUAAAAUUAAAAUGUUUUAUUAUCUCUAGUAUGUACUUAUAACUUGCGUAAUUUUAUAUUAUUUUUAUACAUGUAAGUACACGUUUUCGUACAAAGUACUUAGUUAUAAUGCCAUAAGAAUUUUCCACAUGAGCGAAAUGUGUCGAUUUACUUAUAAAGAAAAGAAUCAUGCAAUAAUAAAUUUAAAAAUUUUAAUUUAUUAGUUUGCAGUAACAGUAGGAGGCCACAUUUUUAUCGUUGACAUUGUCAAUUUGACAAUUGACAUAAAUAUUGGCGCCAAAAUUUAUUUUACGUUUAAAAUUUAACCUCCAUAUCCUCCAUAACAUUCUUUAUUUUUGUUGAAAAAAUUUUGUAAUUUUUACUGCGUAGUGCGUACCAAUAAUAUGUACCUAUUUAAGAACUAAUUUGAGUUUUAAUUAGAAAAAAUAUGUAUGUUACCGUAAAAUUAUAAACACUGUUAAAUUACAAUCUUACGGCGGCAUAUUUAAACUAUAUAGCUUAAUAACUAUAUAACUAUAUAGUGAAAACAUGUACAAAGUUUUCAUUGCAAGCCAAGCUACAUUUAAGCGACUUGCAUAUUAUGUAAUCGUCUUUUAUUACCUAGGUACUGAUUUUUUUUUGUUAAAUUUAUAAAACAUAUUCAAAGAAAACCAUAUCUCACAUUCUGUUAGUAUAAGGUGAAGCCAAACACGAAUAUAAAUAUAUUAUGAAGUUUGGCAUCAAAAUAAUGAUACCAUUACUUAAAUGUUUUAACCGAAGUACGUAUUUCUAGUAUUUAUAUUAAAUCAAAUUGACAUAAAUAUACAUUGAGUGUUUGUGAGCAACUAUCUAUAAGUAGGUAGAUAUUAAUUUUAAAAGUAUAUUUGACACAUUUCCUUAUGAAUUUCUGCUGUAAGCUGAAUCAAAGGUGCCUUUGAGAAAUAUAGAGUGUAGACUACCAAAUUUGUACUGUUACGAUACUAAAAUCACUAUUUACAUGCAAAUAUAUAUUGAAAACUAGUUUCUUGUAGAAUACGUGAAAAAUUGGCCAUAAUAUUAUAUAGGCGAAUGCGUGCCUUAUUGUAAAUGAUGGUAGUCAUUUUUAAUAAAUAAAUGUAUUUGAAAA
Molecule: messenger RNA, 4790 nt
Organism: Zerene cesonia (dogface butterfly)
Lineage: Eukaryota; Metazoa; Arthropoda; Insecta; Lepidoptera; Pieridae
Gene: Myo61F
Product: unconventional myosin IC
Exons: 20
Coding region: 302-3400 (1032 amino acids)
Biological process (GO): actin filament organization; vesicle transport along actin filament
Cellular component (GO): cytoplasm; actin cytoskeleton; plasma membrane
Molecular function (GO): ATP binding; microfilament motor activity; actin filament binding
Source: RefSeq, a predicted model, not a curated record